UCGAGUGUAGGAUAUUUUUAGAUCGCAAUAGAAAAUAGUGUACUAAGACCUAUAUUUAAUCGGACUUUAUUAUUAUUUUUAGACUGAAAUUCUCUCUGCGGCUAGUGCGUGUGCAGAAUUUUUACACUUUCAGCUAUCAACAACAGUGCCAGAAUGUCUUCGUGUCAAAACCCUGCCAAAGAAAUUCUCCAAGGUAACGUCACCUUCACCAACAAGAUUUACCAAAUCCUUUCCCGGAAACCCGGAAAUGUGUUCUUUUCGCCGUUCAGCCUCCACGUUGUCCUCGCCAUGGCCUACCAAGGAGCCAGAAACGAGACACUAGAAAGACUCCAAAAAGUGCUCGAAAUUCCCGACCCUUUAAACACGGCCACUGGUUACAAAGAAAUAAUCCACCACUUAACAACCUUAGAAAAUGUGCUCUUACAAAUGGCCUUCAAGAUCUACCUCAAAAAAGACAAACAACUCAUGCCCUCCUUUGAAAACACCGUCAAAGAGUACUUUGAUUCUGAAGUCGAACUCGUGGAUUUUAAGCAACGAACCGAAACCGCGAAAAAGGUAAACGAUUGGGUCGCCGAAAAAACACACGGAAAAAUCAGAGACAUCGUCGACGAAGAAUCCGUUUCGUCUUCCUCGGUGUUUCUUCUUAACGCGCUCUAUUUUAAAGGCGACUGGGAUUCUCCCUUUUAUGAAGGUGAUACCCGAGAAAUGCCUUUUUAUUUGAAUGAUGACAACGUGGUGCAAGUGCAGAUGAUGACCGAUAGAAAAAGAGCUCCCUAUAAGUUCGACGAACAACUGAAUAGUCAAAUUCUGGCUUUGCCAUACUGUGGCGACGAGGUCCACAUGGUUAUCAUACUACCAGAAGAGAAAAACGGGAUUGGAAAGUUGGAAGCUGCGAUAAGUAAGAUCAAUCUCAGCGAAAUUUUAACUGACUUACAUGUAAGAAAAGUGGACGUGUCUUUACCAAAGUUUAAAUUCGACAGUUCCACCGAGAUGGACGAUGUGGUAAAAGAGAUGGGACUUGAACUCAUAUACCACGACAGGAAGGCCGAUUUUAGGGACAUGGCUAGAUUAAGCCCUGCGCAAAAUUUAUACGUUACUAAAAUAGUGCAAAAGGCUUGUAUUGAGGUUAACGAAAAGGGGGCAGAAGCGGCUGUGACUACAGUUGUGGAAAUGGACAUCAUAGAGUGCAGUGUACGCGUGAAAUGCAAAGUUUACAAGUUCGUUGUGGAUCAUCCUGCGAUUUUUAUGGUUGUAGUCGGAAAGGCGGAAAACAUGAACAUUUUGUUUUAUGGAAGGUUGUACCACCCAAAGUACUAAUAAAGGAAAAAUGAAACGCAGUGAAGCAAACUGAUUUGAUUCGUAUGUAUGAAAUGUAUCAAGAUAUACUGCAUAUUGUUUUAGGUUCUGGAAACACAUGACUCUCAGUAUAUUUUAUUAACAUGAUCUAUGCGAUAUGAAUAGGCAUUUCAAAAAGUCUAGUUACCAUUUAGGGAUAUGGAUAUGGAGAGUAAAAUUUAAAACUUACAGUAAAUUAUUAUUUUAUUCAA
Molecule: messenger RNA, 1547 nt
Organism: Zophobas morio
Lineage: Eukaryota; Metazoa; Arthropoda; Insecta; Coleoptera; Tenebrionidae
Product: antichymotrypsin-2-like
Exons: 3
Coding region: 154-1317 (387 amino acids)
Molecular function (GO): serine-type endopeptidase inhibitor activity
Source: RefSeq, a predicted model, not a curated record